AAAGUGGCCGUCCGGGUGAGGCCCUUCAACGCCCGAGAGCUCAGCCACGCGGCCACCUGCGUCAUCCAGAUGCAAGGACCCACCACCUGCAUCGCCAACCCCAAGCAGGCCAAGGAUGCCCCCAAGAGCUUCACCUUCGAUUACUCCUACUGGUCCCACACCUCGGAGGACGACCCCCACUUUGCUUCCCAGCGCCAGGUCUACAAGGACAUCGGGGAGGAGAUGUUGCUCCACGCCUUUGAGGGCUACAACGUCUGCAUCUUCGCCUACGGGCAGACGGGGGCCGGCAAGUCGUACACCAUGAUGGGCAAGCAGGAGAUGGACCAGCGGGGCAUCAUCCCUCAGCUCUGUGAAGAUCUCUUUCUCCGAGUGGCCGAGGAAGCGUCGACCUCCCUCUCCUGUUCUGUGGAGGUGAGCUACAUGGAGAUCUAUUGUGAGCGCGUGAGGGAUCUCCUCAGCCCCAAAAGCCGCGGGAACCUGCGUGUGCGGGAGCACCCCAUCAUGGGGCCCUACGUGGAGGGCCUCUCCAAGCUGGCCGUCACGUCCUUCGAAGACAUCGCCGACCUCAUGGACUGCGGCAAUAAAGCCAGGACUGUGGCUGCGACCAACAUGAACGAAACCAGCAGCCGCUCCCACGCCGUCUUCACCAUCGUCUUCACCCAGCGCCGGCACGACGAACUCACCGACUUGGACGCCGAGAAGGUGAGCAAGAUCAGCUUGGUGGACCUGGCGGGCAGCGAGCGAGCGGACUCGUCGGGUGCGAAGGGCACAAGGCUCAAGGAAGGAGCCAACAUCAACAAGUCCUUGACCACCUUGGGCAAGGUCAUCUCCGCCUUGGCCGAGAUGCAAAGCAACCACAAGAGGAAGAAGUCGGAAUUCAUCCCCUAUCGGGAUUCGGUCCUCACCUGGCUGUUGAAGGAGAACUUGGGGGGAAACUCCCGCACGGCCAUGAUCGCCGCCCUCAGCCCAGCCGACAUCAACUAUGAGGAGACGCUCAGCACCCUCCGUUACGCCGACCGCGCCAAGCAGAUCCGCUGCAACGCCAUCAUCAACGAGGACCCCAACGCCCGGCUCAUCCGGGAGCUGAAGGAGGAGGUGGCCAGGCUGCGGGACUUGCUCUCCGUCCAGGGGCUCUCGGGCGCCUGCUUCUCGGGAUCCGAGCCAGCCGAUCCCGGCGGUGGGCAGAGAAUGGCCGGCACGCCCUUUGCCUCGAUGGCCCCCUCCUCCCUCCUGCUGGAGCCCGUGGCCCUCAACGGGGAGAUGGAGCUCCACCUGCCGGCCUCAGAGGAGCAGCUUCUGUGCACUGAGGAGGCCAUGGAGAGGCUGCAGGAGACCGAGAGGAUCAUUGCGGAGCUGAAUGAAACCUGGGAGGAAAAACUGCGGAAAACGGAGGCCAUGCGGAUGGAGAGAGAAGCUCUCCUGGCAGAAAUGGGCGUGGCUCUCCGAGAGGACGGGGGCACCGUUGGGGUCUUUUCCCCCAAGAAGACUCCCCACUUGGUAAACCUAAACGAAGACCCCCUGAUGUCGGAGUGCCUCCUCUACCACCUGAAAAACGGCGUCACCAGAGUCGGCGGGCAGAAUGCGGACAUCCGGCUGAGCGGGCAGUUCAUCGAGGAGCAGCACUGCGUCUUCCGCUGCGUCGCCUGCGAAGCGGGAGAAGUCGUCGUCACCCUGGAGCCGUGCCCGGGGGCUGAGACGUACAUCAACGGGAAGCAGGUGAUGGAACCUCAGGUGCUGCGAUCAGGUAGGGUUGGGGGGAGGGGCGUCCUGCCCAGGGAAA
Notechis scutatus (mainland tiger snake) is the source of this 1780-nucleotide messenger RNA. NCBI's taxonomy places the organism in Eukaryota, Metazoa, Chordata, Lepidosauria, Squamata, Elapidae. The record is from RefSeq and is a predicted model, not a curated record.